UCCAUGAAUGUAAAUGUCUCUUCUAAUAAUAUUCAAAGCAAUAUCUGUCAGAGUUAUUUAUUUUAUUUAUUGUUUUAUCGGAAUAUGGAGAGUUGUCGAAACUUAUGGAAAUAGUAAUUAUUGGUGGAUGUUAGCUUUACUUCUUGGGAUUUUAUUCGAAACUUUGUUAACUUUUUAUCGAAGAGGAGGAAGAGAGUGGAAAUGGUUUUCGCCAGCAAUAUUCUUCUACAUGGCUGCAACUCUUCCUUGCAUAUGGUUGCUUGAACUACAUCUAAUGGGACUGAGGCAUAAGGAACUUGACGCAAUUGCGAAUAAAACUCGCGUCGACAAAACACACAGUCUUUUGGGGUUAACAAUCGAAAUCGACUUUGAUGAAUUUGGUUGGGCAUUGGCGUUAGAACAAACAAUGUUUUGUAUUCUUAUACUGAGCAGAUGGGUUCUUCCGCGCGGAGAAAUAAGUCGAAAUCAGUUGUCUCAACUUCUUCUUGUACAUGUCGGAAUGGCAGCAGAUAUUAUGGAGCUAUUCGAAGUGUUUGAAGAAGAAAAGAUUGUUGAAUAUCCGAACCUCAUAUAUCCUACGUUGUCGCUGUGGAGUUGGAGUUUGUUGCAAUAUUGUUUCGUUAUCACCAACACAAAUGCAAGAAAAGACAGGUUUGGAGGAACAGAAGAAGACGAAAAUGAAGCAGUUGACGGGAAAGUAGCGCGCUGUACUUGUCAUAUCAGUGACUGGAAUGCAGACGUUGUUGGAAUAUUCACAACAAUCUUAAUGCAGGAUCUUCCGUUCUUCAUUUUUCGAGUUUUUCUGCUUGGAGGUGUUGGGAUCCUAAGCCACAUGAUGGUGUUUUUCACAUGCAAGAAUGCACUGGUGAUUAUGUUGCAGUUGUACAGACUUGUUUCUAUUUAUCUGGAGAAAAACCAUUCUGAUGAGCCGGAAGAAAUUUCGAAUGUGCCAACAGUGAGCGACCCCGAACAAGGGCGUUCGGAUAAAAACCAUGUUGGGCCAAAACCACAAAAUUUAGAAAUCAAUACAAACAAUAAUGCUGUCCUACCAAGCGCAAUACCAUCCCCAGCAUUAGAAAAUGAAAACCUGCGCCAUUCCAAAAAUGCCUUUCAAGACUUUGAAGAUUAUGGUGCCUUAAAUGAUUGACAUUUCAGAAAGUUGUUGCUGGAAUUUGUACUCGCUGUGUACCAGAUUAAACGUAACUGUAUGCCACGGUGCGUCACCUUGUGAAAAUUGACCAAAUACAAUUACUUGAACGAUCAUAAUUCAUCGUCCCGAGAGCUAACAGAGAAAAUGUGACAAAGCAGCGGAUGAGUACUUUACCGAAGGCACAGGAUUAUUUUUUGGUGGGAGAUUCCGAUUAAAUGACUGAGAAACAUAUAUAUUACAAGUUCCCGUAUGUAAAACGCACUUCCGUUACAAUCUAAGACUAGAGUGAACUUUUUUUCAAUGUUAAGAAAAUUUUGUUAUGUUCAAUUUGAGCAGUGUAGCAGGGCAGACCAAACUUUAAUACUCCUUUUUAUUCAAAAAUAUAUCUAUGUCUGUAUAUGAUUUUAUUGUCUGCUUCAAUCUCAAUGCUAUUCUAUUUUAAAUGUUUGUGCAAAUAAUACGCAUAACUUUCCAUAAUAGAUCAAUGCUUAAUUAUACUGAAGAUGAACGCAAUAUGAAGACACUUCAUUUCAGAUAACAGUAGACACAAUUUGACGUCGUUGUGCAUGAAACUGCUAAAACUUGUCUAUUAUUGUGGUCUUAGUGCUGGUAUUUUGAUUCCUUUACUUUUUUAAUACUCGUGAACAGGAUUUGGCUAAAAUACCAAUUGUAUGCGAUAGCUUAUUUCUUAUAGAUAUCACUGACAAUAACUGGAAACACGAAAGAUUAAUAGUAA
This is a messenger RNA of Styela clava, 1886 nucleotides long. RefSeq names its product transmembrane protein 26-like. Lineage: Eukaryota; Metazoa; Chordata; Ascidiacea; Stolidobranchia; Styelidae. The record is from RefSeq and is a predicted model, not a curated record.